Durio zibethinus is the source of this 1753-nucleotide messenger RNA. RefSeq names its product transcriptional regulator STERILE APETALA-like. Lineage: Eukaryota; Viridiplantae; Streptophyta; Magnoliopsida; Malvales; Malvaceae. Gene Ontology annotation, molecular function: protein binding. The record is from RefSeq and is a predicted model, not a curated record.
CAGUGAUGUCUUCUUCUUCUGUAGAUGGCAAUGACAAUGGUGCAAGUAGAGGUGGUAAUUUCGCAGGGCCUUCAUUGACUCGUAGACGUGCCAAUAACGAAAUCUGGCCUGGGCCUUUUGUUGAAGAUCUUGUUGUCCAAGUUGCCAUUGAUGCUUCUCGUUCUCUUGGUCGGCUUUCCGCAGCUGCUGCACUUGUCAAUGUGUUUCAGGUUUGUUCUACGUGGCAUACUGUCUCUCGCUCUGAACAACUGUGGCACCGUCUCACAAGCGUCAUAUGGAGCCGCACCCACCCCUUGCACGACACGUGGCGUGAGGAAUACAUGUACCGUCAUCGAACGGCUCAGAAUUUUCGUGCUGGGAGAUCAUUUCAUGUGACACUCCACUUGGACGUCCCAGAUGGGCUGAUGUGCCGUUGCCUCACCCUCUCUGACACCCACCUCGCUUGCGGCUUCGCUGAUGGAACAGUCCGCCUCUUUGACCUCGCCACCCGCCUCCAAGUGGGCUCCUUCCACACCCACCACGGAGACCAUUUGGGCCUCUUCUCACAUGCCGUAUCCGGUAUUGUCAUCACGGACCCCAGGCUCAUUUUCGCCAAGUUGGAUGGCGACAUCCACGUGGCGAUCAUAGAUGGGCAGCCGCAAGCGCGCAGGGCUCACAUGGGCAACGUCGUAGAUGACGGUGCAUUGGUCGACUUCACCGGCUGUGGGCGCUGGUGGGUGGGCCUUUACGCGGGGGUACCUGGCCGUGCUUUCCACAUUUGGGACGGUAACACCGAAGAGCUAGUCUACGUGAACACAACUUUGACUGACCCAGAAGCCUUAAGGGGGUGGCACAUGUUGACUGAAUUGACUGAAACUAUAGGCCGAGUAAGGGUGACGAGUCAGGAAUCGGUGGUGGCAUGUACGAGCUUGAGAUACAUGGUUUUGGACUUGAGAAACCCGGAGUUCCCACUGCACGACCAGGAGAGUAGAAGAGGGCUUAUAGUGACUUCCUUGGAUACCAACAACGAGGCGUUCAUGACGGUGGACAGCCGAGGGUGGGCUAUCGUGCGCCGGGUGGAUACUUUGGAGGAGGUGUGUAGGUUUAACACACGGCAGAGGAACGUCAUGGGCUGCAUGAACUUAGGGUACGCGCUAAUUUGCGUCACGGGUGUAAUAAGGGUGUGGGAGAUAGAGCAUGGGCAACAUUUGUACAAUUUGAGUGGGAACAUAGGGGGAGUCAACGCUAUGGUGGCAAACGACAGGCACGUGGCAGCAGCAAGCAGUGCCACGACGAUACACCUAUGGGAUUUCGGUGCACAGUAGGGUAGGGAUUUUAGGGCAUGGAUGGAUAAGGGGCGAUGAGAGGAUAGGAAGGGGACCCUGUACUGGAUGGAAAGGAGUCAGACAAAAUGUACUUCGGAGAAGUGACAAUGAUUAAAGAGAAGGGGAUUGUGGAUUGGCGUGUGACACGCUUUUUCGGGGACUUUUUUAGGUUUUGGAAAAAAAAAAUAGUGGGGUAGCGACAGAGAGUGACCCAGUGUUGACGACGGACUUAGGGAAAACUGGUUUAAUUGGUACUGCUUUUGACUGAAAUUAACAAAGGAGAAAAAAAAUCAAAGCCAUUUGGUUCCAUAGCGCCCUCCUUUUUCUUUUAGAAAAAGGAUGUAUUCUUUAUAUUAUUUGCUUGGGAUUGUGAGUUUGUGAUGAGCGCGGCAGGCAUGCCAUUUGAUUAUUGGCGAUGGCCAGUUGCCGUACCCUAGCAUAUUUACACA